Sphaeramia orbicularis (orbiculate cardinalfish) is the source of this 3416-nucleotide messenger RNA. RefSeq names its product transcription factor binding to IGHM enhancer 3b (gene tfe3b). The transcript is spliced from 9 exons. Gene Ontology annotation, cellular component: nucleus. The record is from RefSeq and is a predicted model, not a curated record. Gene Ontology annotation, biological process: regulation of transcription by RNA polymerase II. Gene Ontology annotation, molecular function: DNA-binding transcription factor activity, RNA polymerase II-specific; protein dimerization activity; RNA polymerase II cis-regulatory region sequence-specific DNA binding. Lineage: Eukaryota; Metazoa; Chordata; Actinopteri; Kurtiformes; Apogonidae. The coding region runs from base 209 to 1603 and encodes 464 amino acids.
UCCGUGUGAUGACCUCAGCCCGUCGGCCUGAGGUAAACAACACUGCCUGGCGUCGGGGCUAGCGACAGCUGAACAGGCUAAUUAUUGAUCGAGUUUGGAAAAUGACGAAGAAAAUGGAGGACUAAGGGCAUUUAUGGCUGUGAUUACGUGAAACACAUUUAUUGCCACAGUACGCUCCACCGCUAGAUCCGAAUCUCUCUCCGCAGCCAUGUCAUCGCGUGUGCUGCUACGGCAGCAGCUGAUGCGAGAGCAAGCCCAGGAGCAGGAGCGACGGGAGGCCCAGCAGCAGGCCUCUGCGUCUCAGCUCCGACCGAAUGACUCCACUCCAGCCAUCUCUGUCACACUGCCCCCAAACGCUGCUCGCCCACCCCCUGCACAGGUGCCUGUGGAAGUGCUAAAAGUGCAGACCCACUUGGAAAACCCCACCAAGUACCACAUCCAGCAGGCUCAGAGGCAGCAGGUGAAGCAGUACCUCUCCACCACUCUGGGAAAUAAGGCGGUUACUCAGACCCUGGGCGUGUCCCCCGUGCCACAGUCCAGUUCUGCCCCUGAAGUUGCCCCCACUGCCAGCAGCGCCCCCAACAGUCCUAUGGCUCUGCUUAACAUCGGAUCCAACAAAGAGGAAAUUGAUGAUGUGAUUGACGACAUCAUUAGUCUUGAAUCCAGUUUUAAUGAUGACAUCAUUACAUUGAUUGACUCGGGUCUUCAGCUGCCCAGCACGCUCCCAGGUAAUUUGUUGGAUGUUUACCACAGCCCUGGAAUGGCAGCACCAACUCUCACGGUCAGCAACUCCUGCCCUGCUGACCUUCCAAAAAUUAAAAGGGAAAUUACAGAUGCAGAUGCCAAAGCACUAUUAAAAGAAAGGCAGAAGAAGGACAACCAUAACCUCAUUGAAAGACGACGGAGAUUCAACAUCAAUGACCGAAUAAAGGAGCUUGGUACUCUGAUACCCAAGUCCAGUGAUCCUGAGAUGCGUUGGAAUAAAGGCACCAUCCUAAAGGCCUCUGUGGACUACAUCAGGAAGCUGCAGAAGGAGCAGCAGAGAGCCAAGGAUGUGGAGAUGCGUCAGAAGAAGUUGGAACAAGCAAACCACAGUCUAAUGUUACGCAUUCAGGAACUGGAAAUGCAGGCCCGGAUCCACGGUCUCAACACCAACUCCAGUAUUUCUCCCGGUCUGACCUCCGACCCCUCGAUGCUCCAGCAGCAGCAGCAGUCGGUCCCACAGAGCGGCCAGGCCCUGCCUCCUACAGCUGCAGGAGGAAGAGGAGGAGGAGGAGGCCCUGCCCAGAACCUCCUGAGUCUAGGUGUGACAGCCAUUGGACAGACUCUGCCCACCUCCUUCCUGUCCCCACCUUCAUCAGACUCUCCCGCUGGAGUCACCAUCAGUAGCCCCCUGGACCUGGGCAGCCUGAGCUUUGCAGAGCUGGACGACGCCUCCGCCUCAGCACUCUACCCGGACGUGGGCUUGGGAGACAUUUUAAUGGACGAGGGGUGCACCCUGUCCCCGGAGCGGGUGGGCGAGCCCCUGUUUUCCCCUUUGUCUCCAGGUGCCUCUAAAACCAGCAGUCGCAGGAGCAGCCUUGACAUGGACGAGGACUUGUGAUGAGCAGUGCUGUCUGUCAGGGGGACUGUCUGUAGGGACGAGAAUGCAGUCUGUCUUCAAAUAACAUGAGUCUAUUUAUAGAACUGUAGAAUAAUCUAGAAGAGCCUCAGUAGCUAACAUUAAGAGUCAGAGUCACAUAAAUGUUGCAUCCUGUUUUUUUGCCAUACAGACUGAACUGUUCCGGUUCGGAUCAGACCAGAUCAGCACGUCUGGGUUUAUACAUGCAAUCGUAUUCAAAUGGAAUAUUGUAUCAUAGGGGCAUGGAUUUAGAAUUAAGAAAAUAAUGCAAUCUUAAUAGAUUUUAAGAUUAUUUCAGAGAUUUAAGAGGGAUAUAAAGUUUGCUUGAAUUUGUUAUGUAGGCAAGAAAGCUGUGAGGUUUCUUUUUUACGACGACAAUGGCAUAACAAACUGAAUAAUAAGAGAUGCCAAGACACAGUGUAUGUGGAAUUAUUUGUGUUUUUUUCAACUAACUGGAAUCAGGGUUUGUUAAUAGCCUUUGCAUGCUCAUCCGUGUUGGGUUGUUUCACCAGCAGCUACAGAAGGGAUCUUUGUAAAGUGAAUUGGCACAUUGUGAAAUAUUUACUGCAUAUUGUACAUAAGAAUGUUUUAUUUUGAGCAAUUCUAUUGCACCUUAUUUUAUGGCAGUCUAUGCAUUUUAUGAAAAGCUUUUGUCUGUUUUUAUUACUAUUCCACACAGUCGACAGCUAAUGCCCAGGUUGCAUGUAUUUGUAAUGAACCUUAAGAGCAGUGGAGAUUCACUUGCUGCUGCAGCUAGUUAGCCAAAGCAGGACUUCUUCUGGAGUAGCUACAGAUUACAAAUCAGCGUUUUAUUUUUGAGUAUGUUCACAGAAUCAAUGGAAAUGCAAGCAUUAGAAAUGCAGAACAAUUGAAUCCUUUUACAGUAGUACUGUAGUUCCUUACAUAUUUUUUGAUACCUGAAUAAUACUUUGAUAAGAGGUUUCUCCGACUAAUAUCUGUGUCGUCAGUGAUCAUUUGUCUCCAUUAACCUUUGUGAUCACAGUGUUUUUACUGGUUAGCAUGCUUUACCGACAAUGUGGCUUUUUUUCUGUUGUUUCAUUUCUUCUUUUUUUUUUGAUGAUAUAUACAGAAUAAUACUGCAUUAUUGCUCAUUCUAGUAUGAAUUCUGAGGGUGAAUUUUAACUUCUUUUUUUUUUUAAACAACCACUAGCCUCACCUCUGUAACAAUAAGGUGCAACUGUUUGUUGUGUGCAAUUAUUAACCUAUAAAAUAGCCACAAAGUCAACAAAAGGCUUUUAAUUUGUCAGAUGCUUAACACAGCCUCAUGUAGAGUUAAUUAAUGAAUGUGUGUUCGAAAAAGUACCUGCAUUUGUGUGUAGAUUUUUUUAAAACACUGAUGUACUGUAUUUUUUUUUCUCACAUCUUGUCAGUUAUUGAUGCGCUUGAAUUUGAACUGUUUCAGCGUAUUUAACUGUUCUUUGAGCCAAGGUAACAUGAAAACAAUCACAGCAGCCCCAAACAUCUGUAUUUUAGAUUUGACAUUUGACAUGGAGGAACAUUUUCAGAGUCCUGUUCAUUCAUGGCACUUGUGCAGCUACUUGUGUUGUUCCUUCUGUUUUAGAACGUCCCCAUGCCCCCACCCCACCCCAUCCCCCCACAGCCGUCUCUGCUCAAACUCAGUAUCCUCUCAAUAUUUACCACAUCUUACCUUGACAUAUAUUCAAGUGCUAACGAGGACUGUUAACCAUAGCUGUUCGACAGGUAACAUUUGUGUCUUGUCCCUCAGAGUUGGCUUUGAAAGGAUUUUAACAAAUAAAUGAUGACUAUUGGUUCU